GCUAGCCACAGAAGCAACAGCCAAAACAAAACCAACGGCGGAGCGAACUCGGAUACCAUCGCAACAAGCGAACGCAAGUUACAAUGGCCAAAUUCCAGGACCAGUACACACCUCCCGGAGUUUCCAUCUAUGGCGGCUAUCAGAACUAUGCCGAGUGGAAGUUCACCUUGUUCCUUCACCUUGACUGGUACGAUCUACGCUCUUUUGUCGUCGACACCGUCGCAGCCCCGGCGCCAGAUGCCACCGACAAAGAACGGCUCGCCUACAAGCGCAAGAAGAUCAUGUCAUACGCCAUCUUGCGCGAUUCCGUUCGGGAGUGGCUCGAGCAGAUGUGCACGAACUACGAGUUUCACGGGCCUUGGGACGGCCCGAAGCCGGGCUGUCAUUGCAUGGCACUACGACGAGUAUUAGAGGAGCCGACGACAACUGUUUAUGCUCGGGUGGAGUGCACAAUCCACUCGCAUUUUGGGCCCUGGUUUCGCGAGUUGAUUGGUUUCAUUUACCUGCCUGUGCCACGAUGGACAACGAGCACGAGAUUCGGGCUUUACAUUCAUCUUCUCAAGAAUACAGUGGCUUCAUGGGCAUUGCGGAGAGAUUUUUUUCCCCUUAUGCAGGAAGAAAGGGCGGACAGCCUGACUCUGCACCUGGCCUGGUUUGCUGCUUCUUAGUCUCAGCAUAGCAAUCGAAACAUGUCCCAC
Thermothelomyces thermophilus ATCC 42464 is the source of this 698-nucleotide messenger RNA. RefSeq lists its product as uncharacterized. The transcript is spliced from 2 exons. Bases 84 to 668 code for a protein of 194 amino acids. Lineage: Eukaryota; Fungi; Ascomycota; Sordariomycetes; Sordariales; Chaetomiaceae. The record is from RefSeq and is a predicted model, not a curated record.